UCAAUUUGGCAAAGUGUUUCACAAGAAAGAAAAAUGAUACAUCGAUCAUCUCAAAAUUCCAGCUGCAGUACGGAAAAAACCCUGGAAAAUACAAGCAGAGGAAUCGGUCUUCAAGAAGCUGUAGAUGCGGAGGAUGAUCUAUCGUAUGGAUCCAGUUUCUCUAACCGUAAGUCAUGUGAAAUGGAAAACAAAUCUGAAAAGCUAGCUGUUUCAAGCUUAGAACCAUCGAAAGAAGAUAUUAACGAAUCCCAACAAACACAUACAAAGCCAUCAAUUUCUAAUAUUUCAGAAAAUUAUCAGGGUGUUUCCAAAGACGAAUCAAAGACUCUUCAAUAUUUGGGUCCAGUUAUUAAUGAGAAGAAAUCUGAUGAUUAUCUUCGAGAAAUACAUGGUGUCUCAGAGGUUGGGGUAGUAUUGAGAGAUAUUAAAGAUUCUUUGGCUCUGCAUUCUUCGCAUAAAUUCAAUUUAAUCGGCCAAACAGAUGGCAGUCAAUGUUUGGAAUCAAUAUUAGUUUCUGGUUCUUGUUCUAAUCAAGAAUAUGGAUUUGUUAUCGAUGCAGAUGGUCUCGGUGGUGAAGUUGUUAGAUACGAACGCAGUACUUCAAAAGUAGAGCGAUAUUCACUUAGAGAAAGACCUCUAACUUUGAAAAUCAUGAAUCAAUACUCACCAUUAAGACCACUCUCAAUAAAACCACAUUUAACAAAGAUGUUGCAAUCAGAUAAAAAAAAAACUGUGGUGCAGCAUUCCGUUUCCGGCCGUAGACGAAAAAAUCCAUUCAGUUUUUCGAAUCAACCUGGAGAAUCGUCGUCAAUGAAUCUUGAAAGUUCUUCAAAAAAACGCUUUUAUGACUGGAGUUCAAAGCAGUCAUCGACUUCCUCAUCAAGUAGCGAGCGUUUGCAAUAUGAAACUUCUGAUGAAGAAGUAGAACCAAGUAUGGACGUUGGCAGAGUUGAAAAUGAUGUGUAUGAAGUGGAACGGAUUCUCGCCUCUAAAAGGACAGGAAAAGGUAGCUUGCUAUAUUAUAUCAAAUGGGUUGGAUGGCCAUAUAGAAUGAGUUCUUGGCAACGAAAACAAACGUUUGACAAUAUUUCCGAAUUAGCAAAAGAAUAUUUUGAUCGAAAAAGAGCGCUUUCUUACGUUUUGCACCGUGAACGAAACUGGGAAACAGAGAAAGAAUUGUCACAAUUACACAGCCUCAUUCGGUGGGAGAACGAAAUAAAUAGUAUUUUGCUCGCAAAUGGUCGUCAAAUUUUGUACAUUUGUAACGAUAUUGAUCAUGUCAGACGCAGACGAAAUUUUAAGUUGGCGAAAUCAGUCUUUUUUUAUACAAAGAACAAACGUAUUAGACCAUGCUAUUAUCACUUAUAUGGAUUAAUUGUUGUGGAGUGUUAUGAUUGCCAGUGUUCCAGUGACUGUCCAACAAAAGUGAUUCAGAAUGGACGGCGUUACAAAGUUGCAAUAGUCCGUACCAAGAAAUGUGGAUGGGGAUUAUUCGCGUUAGAGACUAUAGCAGCACAUUCCUUUGUUGUGGAAUAUGUUGGAGAAGUUUUAACUGUUGCGGAAGGUAAUGCUCGUCCUGAUAAAAAAUAUCAGUUUGAAUUAGAUGGCUAUGGUGAAAUGAAGUAUGUCAUUGAUGCGAAAAAUUAUGGUAAUGAAGCAGCAUUCAUCAACCACUCAUGUAAUCCAAAUCUAAUUGCUAUUUGUGCACGAGUUGAACGUUUCGAUCUCUCAUUCCAUCGAAUUGGCCUUUUCAGCAGGCGCCGAAUUGAUCGAGGAGAAGAACUGACAUUAAACUACUUUGAAGGGAAACUGAAGGAAAAUACGGUUAUUCUGCCUGAAGAAGGAUCCAGAAAAUGUUUUUGUGGUGUUUCGGAUUGCAUGGGUUAUUGGCCACGACUUAGUUAUAAUUCUGUUAAAGAUAAAAGCAACGUUGACGAGAAAGAAAAUGACCCAUGCACGUCAAAGACAUAA
Messenger RNA from Thelazia callipaeda (thelaziosis nematode), 1971 nucleotides. NCBI's taxonomy places the organism in Eukaryota, Metazoa, Nematoda, Chromadorea, Rhabditida, Thelaziidae. The record is from the annotation of a GenBank genome assembly.